Molecule: messenger RNA, 939 nt
Organism: Rana temporaria (common frog)
Lineage: Eukaryota; Metazoa; Chordata; Amphibia; Anura; Ranidae
Product: taste receptor type 2 member 40-like
Exons: 1
Coding region: 1-939 (312 amino acids)
Biological process (GO): sensory perception of taste; detection of chemical stimulus involved in sensory perception of bitter taste; G protein-coupled receptor signaling pathway
Cellular component (GO): membrane
Molecular function (GO): G protein-coupled receptor activity; bitter taste receptor activity
Source: RefSeq, a predicted model, not a curated record
AUGGAUAGCGUAUACAUUGCAGAUAUAGCUAUCCAUAGUAUACUUCUUGUAACUGGCAUAUCUGGAAAUAUCUUCGUCUUAAUCGUUCACUUUCUGGAGUGGCUAAAAACUCGUGAGCAUAAUCCUUGUAAUCUCAUUCUUAAUGCCAUUGGGAUUUCUAACAUAUGUCUGCAAAUAGCCAAUGACAUGGUAGAGAUUUCAUAUUGUAUAUCACCAGAUGUCUACAAUGAAGACUGGGUAAAUAAUUUAGCGACAGCUCUUUUAGCAUCUCUGUCGUUGUCCAGUCUCUGGUGCUCCACCUGCCUCUGUUUAUACUAUUGUGUGAAGAUCGUCAACCUCAAUGGACUUUUGUUUUAUAAAAUCAAAGCAAAUCUUCCUGUUGUGGUACCUUGGGUACUUGUGUUCUCAGUUGUUCUGUCUUGGUCAGUUGGAAUGCCAGGCUUAUGGGAUCUGUACACAAGCUAUUCCUUUACAGCCAUAAACAUUACAGGGAAUGUGACAUUAGAAGAAUCAUUUUACCCCUAUGAGAGUAAAUGUAAUUGUAUAUUUUACUUAUACGUUUUAGAUGCUUCUUUGGCAUUCGUAAUAAUCAUCUUGGCAGGUGGGACCAUCAUCACCUCUCUGUGUAAGCACAUGUCAAGGAUGAGGCAAAACAAUGAAGGACUUGGUCAUCCUAGAAUCAGGACUCACUUAUCAGCUGCUAAAACAGUGACUGCUCUCCUGAUACUUUAUUUAAUUUUCUAUGGAGCAUUUAGUUUGAUAAACAACCCAGCAUAUGUCCUGGAUGAAGUAACAGCAAUAAUAUGUUUCGUUGUUAUGUCCACUUUUCCAACAGUAAAUACGAUUAUUCUAAUCAUGGGAAACAGAAAACUGUUGAAUGCUCUGAAGCAGAUAUUGGGUAUGAAAUCUAGUGUCAUCAAUACUGUAACUACUUACUAA